Molecule: messenger RNA, 903 nt
Organism: Didymodactylos carnosus
Lineage: Eukaryota; Metazoa; Rotifera; Eurotatoria; Philodinida; Philodinidae
Source: the annotation of a GenBank genome assembly
AUGACAGACUCACCUUCAAUAGUUACGGCUUCUAAGUGGUUAACACAAUCAUCAUCAAUACUGGUAGCCGCCGGAGCGGGUCUCUCUGCUUCGGCAAUCAGCAGAAAAUACAAUGUUGGCCUUGAUUAUACUUCAUCCGUAGCAUUCGACAGGCUCUAUCCACGCAUGCUGCAAGUAUCAACCAUGAGAUGCAUGUAUGAUGCUAUCGGUAAACAUGACUGGUCGCCAAAACUUAUGUGGGGCUACCUGUUUACACACGUUAAUCUUGCUCGUUACAAUUGGGGUGAAACAGAUGUUUAUCAAGAUCUAAAACGAAUCGUGCGCCACAUACCGGAUUCAUUUGUUGUGACAACAAAUGCUGAUGGGAUGUUUGAACAGAAUGGAUUUGAUAUGCAGCGAUUUUUGAGCACACAAGGAGAUUAUUCCCUGCUUCAAUGUUUAAAACCGUGUUCAUCUCAAGCGGUAUUCGAUGCUCGCGAGUAUAUGGAUCGAGCAUUGCCCUAUGUUGACCCAAAAACGUUUGAAGUUCCAUCAAAGUUCAUUCCUAAGUGUCCUCGAUGUGGCAGUGAUAUGUUUUACUGUGUAAGAGGUGGAGACUGGUUUCUGGAGUCAGCGUUUGACGAUCAACGUCGACGAUAUCGCGAUUUUCUGAAUCGGUCAGUGAACAAGGGACGAGGGGGGUUGCUUACGAUAGUCGAAAUUGGCGUCGGUUUCAAUACGCCAAGUGUAUUGAGAUGGCCGAUGGAAGAAUUGGUAACAAAUCACGAUAAUGUUCGACUUAUUCGAAUCAAUAUGCACGCACCAGAUGUGCCAACGAACGUGAGAAACAGAGCAGUUGCAUUUGGCGGAGACGCAGCGAGCAUUAUUCAACGUUUGAGCGAAAUAGUAUCAAACUCAAGCUAG